CCACUAUUUCACAUCGGCGCACAUGGCCAGAUAAGAUGGCAGCGAAUGUAAAUAAUAACGAUGUAGUAUUGGAUUCUACUGCUGCUAACGCACCACACUGCCCGCAUGGGCCAACAUUACUGUUUGUACGUUACAUCUCCGGUGGUAAAUCAAGCAAGAGAUUUUAUGCAUGUUCAGCUUGUAGAGAUCGUAAAGAUUGUAACUUUUAUCAGUUAGAAGAUGAAAAAAUCUCUGAAGCCAAAUUGAAAAGAAGAGAAGAAUUCAAUAAAAGUCAACAGCCACCAUUUACACACGAAAACUAUCAACAAAGAUUGCAAAGAUUUUGUGAGAGCCCAGUGGAAUCAAGAUGUUAUUGUAUUGAUUGUCAACUCUUGCUCCUUCCUACUGAGAUAAAGCAACAUCAACAGAAUUCUCACAAACUUAAAAAGAAUAUCACCGACAAGAUGUUGUCCAACCCAACACAGUUAUUUCCUCCUUAUCAAAGUAACAAAGUGUAUGCGCAAUACCAUUUUUCUAGAAGAACUCUUGAUUUGCUUAAAACCACUUUUGAACAGCAAAAUAUCAAUCACAUACUUUGUGUUGGUGUACCUAGUCUCCAUGAAGCCAUCCAAAACGAAAAAAACUGCAAGAUAAAAUCUCUUCUUCUUGACUUGGAUCAUAGAUAUAUGCAGGUUUACUCAGUUGAAAAAUUCUGCCGUUACAACAUGUUUAACAACUAUUUUUUCAACAAUACAACAACUUUUGAAAAAUAUCAAAGGUUCAUUGCUGAAGAAGAUGUAAUGAAGAAGUUAGCAGUUGUUUUUGAUCCACCUUUUGGAUGUAUGAUUGAAGUAUUGGCUCAUUCUUACAAUAAUCUACUGAAACAGUGGCAAAGUCUAUCAAAAAAAACAUCUGAAAGUGUAUUACCAGCACUAAUAAUUCUACCAUAUUUUAUGGAAAAGAGAGUUCAAGAUUCCUUCACAGGGUUCUUUAUGCUUGAUUAUAAGAUUUCAUAUACCAAUCAUCGUCAGUUUACAGAGGAACAUUCAGAUAAGAAGUCAACAGUGAGAAUAUUUACCAAUAUUGAACGUCAUUUGAUUCAUUUACCUGAAAAUGAAGGCUACUGGUAUUGUGAUAUAUGUUGCUGUUAUUCAUCUCCUGAAAACAAACACUGCAAUAAAUGUGACAGUUGUACUUCAAAAGGUGGCAAGACAUAUGUCCACUGUGAUAAAUGUGCAAGAUGUGUAAAACCAAACAGAAUUCACUGUGAUAUUUGCCAAAUUUGUCAAACUAAUGGACAUCAGUGUAAUGUGAAAUCUAUGAAAUCUGGAUGUCAUAUCUGUGGAGAUUUAACUCACAAAAGGAAAGUAUGUCCUCAAAACCAAAGUAAUAUAUUAAAUAAAAGAAAACAGAAAAUUUCAAAUGAAGCUACCAACUGUAAAAAAAAAAAAAACUAAAACCUUAAAUAUUAAUUUAUGAUUAAAUGUUAUUCAAAUCUGAGAAUUUAUUUUUGCAU
Octopus bimaculoides (California two-spot octopus) is the source of this 1495-nucleotide messenger RNA. Its product is annotated as rRNA N(6)-adenosine-methyltransferase ZCCHC4. The record is from RefSeq and is a predicted model, not a curated record. Gene Ontology annotation, molecular function: zinc ion binding; rRNA (adenine-N6-)-methyltransferase activity. Gene Ontology annotation, biological process: rRNA methylation. NCBI's taxonomy places the organism in Eukaryota, Metazoa, Mollusca, Cephalopoda, Octopoda, Octopodidae. Gene Ontology annotation, cellular component: nucleolus; cytoplasm.